Messenger RNA from Lotus japonicus, 1013 nucleotides. Its product is annotated as ras-related protein Rab11A. Gene Ontology annotation, molecular function: GTPase activity; GTP binding. The coding region runs from base 91 to 771 and encodes 226 amino acids. Gene Ontology annotation, cellular component: endosome. Lineage: Eukaryota; Viridiplantae; Streptophyta; Magnoliopsida; Fabales; Fabaceae. The transcript has 2 exons. The record is from RefSeq and is a predicted model, not a curated record.
CGAUAAUAGAGGAGAAAGAAAAAAAAGACAGUGAUUGUUUGUGAGAGAGAAAAGAAAAAGCAAAAGCAAAAAGUGGAAGGAAGAUCGAAAAUGGCGAGUGGAGGAGGCUACGGCGAUGCGAACGCCAAGAUAGACUACGUCUUCAAGGUGGUGCUGAUUGGCGACUCGGCGGUCGGGAAGUCACAGAUUCUAGCCAGAUUCGCCAGGAACGAGUUCAGCUUGGACUCCAAGUCCACGAUUGGUGUUGAAUUCCAAACUCGGACUCUCGUCAUCGAUCACAAGACCGUCAAGGCUCAGAUCUGGGACACUGCUGGUCAAGAAAGAUACAGAGCAGUUACAAGUGCAUAUUACAGGGGUGCUGUUGGAGCAAUGUUGGUUUAUGACAUUACUAAACGCCAGACCUUUGAUCAUAUACCCCGUUGGCUAGAAGAACUGCGUAACCAUGCUGACAAGAACAUAGUCAUCAUCCUCAUAGGAAACAAAUGUGAUCUUGUGAACCAGCGUGAUGUACCGACCGAGGACGCAAAAGAAUUUGCUGAGAAAGAAGGCUUGUUUUUCCUGGAGACCUCAGCACUGGAAGCAACUAAUGUUGAAUCAGCCUUCACAACCGUCUUGACAGAAAUCUACAACAUUGUCAACAAGAAGAGCUUAGCUGCUGAUGAAUCUCAGGGAAAUGGGAACUCAGCUUCUUUGUCUGGUCAGAAAAUUAUCAUCCCUGGUCCUGCACAGGAAAUCCCUGCUAAGAGGAAUAUGUGCUGUCAGGCAUCUUGACUUCAUUUGUAUUUUGUUUCAAUGUAGUCUAUUUGAUGGUUCGAUAUUCCUAUUACCAAUUUUUAAAGGCUUGACGCAUUUCAUUUAACAUUUAAUUUUAAUUUGUUUGGAUUGCUGAGUUAAGAACCAAAAACGGAGGUGGAUAUAGUUGCUUGGUAUAUAUAGUAUAUACAUAAGUUUCGUUCGUGGAUUGGUUUAACUUGAAACUUUGUUGUAUGUGAAAAUUUCAUGAUUCGUGCUCA